UGACUCCCAGGAUGGGGCCGUUCCGGCACGCGCUGGCCGGAGCCGUUCUCCCGUUCCUCAUCCUUUCAGGAAAUUGGGUUUCAGCUGAAAACAUCAACUUUUACAACGUCAGGCUUCCACUGGACCCCACUCCAUUCCCAAACAGUUUCAAGUGCUUCACCUGUGACAACGCGGUGGACAACUACAACUGCAACAGAUGGGCUGAAGAUAGGUGGUGUCCUGAAAGCACCCGGUACUGCCUGACCGCUCACCUCUUCACUGCCCACGGCCAGAGCACCUCGGUCACCAAGAAAUGCGCCACCGGCGAGGAGUGUCACCUGGUGGGGUGCCACCGCCACGGGGACAGCGGCCACACGGAGUGCGUUUCCUGCUGUGAGGGCAUGAUCUGCAACGUGGAGAUCCCCACCAACGCCACCAACGCGGUGCUGGCCGUGCUGCAGGCCCGCAGGACGGCGGCGGGCAGCCGGGGCGCGCCCAGCCCGGCGCUGCUGGUGACACUGGUGACACUGGUGACACUGGUGACACUGGCGCUGUCCUGA
Hirundo rustica (Barn swallow) is the source of this 539-nucleotide messenger RNA. It is a transcript of the gene LYPD6B, whose product is annotated as LY6/PLAUR domain containing 6B. The transcript is spliced from 4 exons. NCBI's taxonomy places the organism in Eukaryota, Metazoa, Chordata, Aves, Passeriformes, Hirundinidae. Gene Ontology annotation, molecular function: acetylcholine receptor regulator activity. The record is from RefSeq and is a predicted model, not a curated record. The coding region runs from base 12 to 539 and encodes 175 amino acids.